Sabethes cyaneus is the source of this 1838-nucleotide messenger RNA. Its product is annotated as phenoloxidase-activating factor 2-like. The transcript is spliced from 4 exons. The coding region runs from base 121 to 1632 and encodes 503 amino acids. Gene Ontology annotation, molecular function: serine-type endopeptidase activity. Lineage: Eukaryota; Metazoa; Arthropoda; Insecta; Diptera; Culicidae. The record is from RefSeq and is a predicted model, not a curated record. Gene Ontology annotation, biological process: proteolysis.
CUUGCUUGCUAGCUAGGCUAGCUAGGUAAAUAAAAAAAACUCGAACACGCGACUUACGUCGCGGAAGACGUUACAGUGACAGUGUCAGUAACAACAACAACAACAGUACACAGUGUAGGCAUGGAAACCCAAUUAGUGCAACUAUUUGUGCUGGUGCAAGUGAUCUGCUUGCUGGGGCCAGUUCAUGGCCAACUGGAUGGCAGCUUCUGGUGGAUGAACGCCAACCUGAUCAAGAAAGCGGAAGAGUACCGUGAGGAAAAGGAUGUGAAAGCGAUCGUGGUGAAUAAUGAAACCGAAUUUGACUCGAUCCGCCUGCAAGACAAUACCUUCACUGAUGAGACCGAUGACUCGCCGGACUGCAUUUGUGUGCCGAGCAAACGGUGCAAAAGCACCGCCAGCGGUAAACAAGGAAGAGAUGCAUUGUGUGGCUCUGGAAACACUUGCUGUCGCCGCAACGCCAUCAUUCAACAAUCACAUUUGUUCGAGCAUGUACUACCACCCUCUCCAACUCAACCAACCAUUCGAACCACUGCUAGACCACUUCCAGCCACACCACUUAGACCACCAGCUGAUCUGCAACCAGCUUUUUCAUCCGAACCACUAGCCGAUCCAUCGCUGCUGUUGGAGAUCACCGCUCUUCUGGACAAAUUUAACAACCCCAACGGAAACGAUCAGCUUGAACUGGAAGCAGAGUUUAUUUUCGAUAUAACACCAUCCAAGAUUCCGACGACUCCAACAACAACAACGACCACUACCAGAACCACAACCACAACCACUACAGUUAAACCACCUCCUCCCAAAACAGGGAAGAAAUGCGGCCAACGUCGAGCUGCUCUAUCCAGCCGAAUCCACUUUCUGGACGAUUCGGAAAGCAUAGAGCAACGCCUCAGUGGGCCCGUCGGCUUUGCCGAGUUUCCCUGGACGGUUUACGUCGAGGAACGUCUCGCCAAUGGCAGUUUCUUGUACAAAUGUGGAGGAGCACUGAUCUCACCCGGUGCCGUCGUGACCGCAGGUCACUGCGUCGCUAACGGCCGCAACACACCGCAACAGUUCCGCAUCGUUGCCGGCGACUGGGAUCGUCGCCAUCGGCGGGAGAAACUCACCGAUCAACAACGAACCGUUCAGCGAAUCGUCCUUCAUCCCGACUACUAUUCCGGAUCGCUUUUUAACGACAUAGCCAUUCUGUUGGUUGCCGAUCGAUUCAAUGAUUCACUCGCAAACGUUGCCAGUGUUUGUCUGCCUUCCCCGGACGAAGAGGACUCCUUCGACGGCGGAAGGAGUUGCAUCCUAACAGGAUGGGGUGCAAGUCCGGCUUCGCCGGAUCGAGAAGAAUCAAUCCAGCAGUUUGUAUCACUGUCGCCGCUGGCGACAGAACAAUGCACGACAAGGUUAAAAACGUCUGUGCUCGGUAGACGGUUUCAAAUGCAUGAGAGUUUUCUGUGUGCCGGUGGUGUUCGGGGAGUGGAUUCCUGCAAGGGAUCCGGUGGAAGUCCACUGGUUUGCGAACGGAAUGGAGCGUACUCGCUGGUGGGGUUGAUGUCCUGGGGUGUUAGCUGUGGGCAGGGUGUUCCCAGCGUGUUUGCUGGGGUGACCCGGCAGGUGGGGUGGAUUCGGGAGGUCGUUGGUUGGUAAGAUAAUGUAUGUUUAUUUGGGAUAGUUAAGUUAUUAAAAUGAACACAAUUUGGGCUAGGGAACUGAAUAUUAUAUAUCACAAUUUUAUCGCCCAUUUUGCAGUAUCUUGCAUAAUUGUUUAAGCUUAUCCUACCCCAAAAAAAUUGAAGACGAAAAUGCGUCUAUUGUUUGUAAAUAUUUUUCACUUCAAAAUUAAAUUAUGAUUU